Messenger RNA from Manduca sexta (tobacco hornworm), 4802 nucleotides. RefSeq names its product xanthine dehydrogenase. Gene Ontology annotation, molecular function: iron ion binding; FAD binding; oxidoreductase activity. The record is from RefSeq and is a predicted model, not a curated record. The transcript is spliced from 16 exons. NCBI's taxonomy places the organism in Eukaryota, Metazoa, Arthropoda, Insecta, Lepidoptera, Sphingidae. The coding region runs from base 1 to 3843 and encodes 1280 amino acids.
AUGUCUAAAAUAAGUUUCAAAAUUAACGGGAAAGAAUAUGAAGUGGACGGCAAGUUUGGGCCUGAUGUAUCAUUAAACGAAUUCAUAAGGAAUGUAGCCGAUCUCCGAGGCACAAAGGCUAUGUGCCAGGAGGGCGGAUGCGGCGUCUGUGUAGUCGCUGUACGAGCAGCGCACCCUCCUGACAACGAGAUGAGACUCUUCUCUGUCAACUCUUGUCUGGUAUCAGUAUUAUCAUGUCAUGGCUGGGAAAUAACCACAGUGGAGGGUGUCGGCAGUAGAACCAUGGGAUAUCAUGAAAUCCAAACAAGACUGGCCAGCUUCAACGGCACCCAGUGCGGCUACUGCACUCCGGGAUGGAUCAUGAAUAUGUAUUGUCUCUACGAAUCUAAGAAGAAUCCGACGUCACUAGAAAUAGAAAACUCAUUCGCAAGCAACAUUUGCCGAUGUACUGGAUACAGACCAAUAGCAGACGCCUUCAAAUCUCUCACCAUAGACGCAGAUACAAAACUAAUCGACAAACUUGUAGAUGUAGAAGAUUUAGGAAUUAUAAAAGCCUGCGGAGUGAAUUGCAUAGAACGUUGUCAUCAUAAAAAAGACAAUAUUGUUAAACUGAAUGACGCUGACAAAAAACCUGACGACGAUUGGUGUGUUAUUGAAAAAAAUAAUCAUAAGAUGAUUAAGAUUGAUUGCGGAAACCAUAAAUGGUUUAAAACAUACUCAUUAGAUGAUGUUUUUGAAGCUAUCAACGCGGGUGAUUAUAAAUUGAUAGCUGGAAAUACAGGACAAGGAGUAUAUCAUGUCACCGAGUACCCUCAAAACGUAAUAGAUAUAUUUGAUGUAUUCGAACUAAAAGGAUACGUGUUGGAUGUUAAUUUAAUCCUCGGGGCAGGAAUGCCUUUGACGGAAAUGAUGGAUCUUUUCCUUAUAUUGUGUUCGGAAAAUGAGGACUUCGCUUACCUAAAGCAACUUUACGAACACAUGGAUUUAGUUGCUCACAUACCUGUCAGGAAUAUCGGUACAAUUGGCGGGAACUUAUAUAUGAAAUAUGAUAAUAAUGAAUUUCAAUCUGAUUUAUUCUUACUUUUCGAAACUGUCGGAGCUAUGGUCACUAUUGCGGAAGGUCCAAAGAACACUACUACAAUAUCAUUGACAGACUUUUUGAAAAUAAACAUGAAAAAUAAAAUAAUUGUAAAUAUUAUUUUACCUCCAUUGUCAAGUUCUUGUAAUAUUAAAACAUACAAGAUAAUGCCCAGAUCCCAAAAUGCUCACGCCGUAGUCAACGCCGGAUUUUUAUUUAAAUUUAAGCAGAACUCGAACGUGAUAGAAAAAGCAGUACUAGUUUAUGGCAGUAUUUCACCCACAUUCGUUCAUGCUAUUAAAACUGAAGCAAUUCUUGUGGGGAAAGAUCCAUUUACCAACGAAACUCUGCAAUUAGCAGUAAAAAGUCUCUUUGAUGAAAUUAUUCCAGGAAAAGCUCCACCAGAACCAUCUGGUGCUUAUAGAAAAAUGUUGGCCAUAACAUUAUUCUACAAAGCAAUUUUAACCCUUUGCUCAGAUGAUAAAAUUGACCCCAGAAACCGUUCGGGUGGGGAUACUAUUAAAAGAGGCACAUCACAAGGAACCCAAAUUUUUGAUACGGACAAAUCAGUCUGGCCUUUAAACCAACCUGUGCCAAAAUUAGAAGCAUUGGUUCAAUGCAGUGGUGAGGCUACAUUUGCAAAUGAUCUGCCUAAAGAAAUUGAUGAAGUUUUUGCUGCUUUUGUUACUGCUGAUGCACCUCCUGGUAGUGUCGUUAAACAAUGUGAUCCUUCUGAGGCUCUUAAAAUACCAGGAGUUCUAGCAUUUUAUACAGCUAAAGACAUACCAGGGGAUAACUCAUUUACACCACUAAAUGUAGCGCUAAUAGAAAUGAAUGAGGAAAUAUUGUGUUCCAAAGAAUUAAAAUAUUACGGAGAUCCUGUUGGAAUAAUAGUUGCUGACAGAGAAAAAAUUGCACAUAAAGCUGCAAAACUUGUCAAAAUAGAAUAUACUUCUAUCAAUGAAAACAAGCAUCUAUUGACUAUUGACGAUGUGUUAAAAUCAAAAGACAAAGAUAAAAGAACGAAAACUGAUAGAAUAAUAGAACCAACUGACGUGGGAGGUGAUGUGAAAUGCAUUAUUUAUGGCGAAGUGUCGUUUGAAACACAGCACCAUUUCUACAUGGAGCCACAAACAUGUGUCGUUAAGAAAACCGAGGAUGGCUUAGAGGUUUAUUCUUCUACUCAAUGGCUGGAUAUUACGAACGUAGCUGUUGCCCAGUGUUUGAAAGUACCUGUAAAUAGUGUGAAUGUGAUCGUACGUCGAGUUGGAGGUGGAUACGGCGGGAAGAUAACUCGAUCAUCACAAAUUGCCUGCGCAGCGGCGCUCGUAACACAUUUAACUGGCAGAACUUGCAGAUUUAUACUGCCAAUGCAGACUAAUAUGAAAAUAAUUGGAAAAAGAGUGCCGACUUACUGCAAUUUUCAAGUGGCAGUAAACAAGGAUGGAGUGAUACAAUAUAUGAAAAACAAUUUCUAUCAAGAUAAUGGUUGCUCUUCUAACGAAACGAUAACUCCAAUUACCGCUAACCAUUUUAGAAGUUGUUAUUCUUCUAGCAGAUGGUAUGUAGAAGCCAAUAGCGUGAUUACCGAUACACCGUCCAAUACGUGGUGCAGAGCGCCUUCGUCUACUGAAGGUGUGGCUAUGAUAGAAUACAUCAUGGAAAAAAUCGCAUAUCACACAGGAAAAGAUCCAUUGCAAGUCAGAUUACUGAAUAUAGCCAAAGACAACAACCCUAUUCCAGAACUAAUAGAACAACUAAAAAAAGAUUCAAACUUCGACGAAAGAUUGGAGGACGUAAAGAAAUUUAACGAUGCUAAUAGAUGGAGAAAACGUGCUUUGAAACUUAUUCCAAUGACAUACGAACUAUUUUACAUUAGCCCGUAUAAUUCAUUAGUAUCUAUUUACCACGCCGAUGGAUCUGUAGUUAUAACACAUGGAUGCAUUGAAAUGGGACAGGGAAUAAAUACAAAGACGGCUCAAGUAUGCGCGUAUAUGUUGAAUAUUCCCUUGAACAAAAUCAGUGUAAAACCAAGCUCGAGUUUCACUUCACCAAAUUCAAUGGCGACUGGUGCCAGCAUUGGAAGCGAAUGUGUGGCAUAUGCUACAAUGCGGGCUUGUCAAACAAUACUGGAAAGACUAAAACCAAUAAAAGAAGCAAUGGAAAAUGCACCUUGGGAAGAUAUUGUUGAGAAAGCGUAUCAAACAGGAAUUGAUUUGCAGGCAUCUCAUAUGUAUUCUCAAAAUGAUGGAGUCAAACCUUAUGAUAUAUACGGAGCUGUUGCUCUAGAAGUUGAAGUAGAUAUUUUGACUGGUAACCAUGAUGUAAGAAGAGUGGAUCUUCUUGAAGAUACGGGACGCAGCUUAAAUCCCGAAAUCGAUGUAGCUCAAAUUGAAGGCGCAUUCGUCAUGGGUUUAGGUUACUGGACAUCGGAAAAGGUCAUCUACGAUAAAGAUACUGGAAAAAUUCUUACCGACCGUACAUGGAACUACAAGCCUCCUGGUAUCAAAGACAUUCCAGAAGACUUUAGAGUCUAUUUUCGACGCAAUUCCAAAAAUCCAUACGGUGUAUUACAAUCAAAAGCCACUGGCGAGCCAGCGUUUUGCCUAGCGGCAGUGAUAACCCAUGCAUUCAGAGAAACAGUGAGAGCUUCGCGGUUGGACGCAGGAUAUCAGGACCAAUGGAUUGAUAUUCCAAAUCCGUGUACUGUGGAAAACAUUUUUAUGGCGCUGGGGCACAAGUUGGAACAUUUUGUAUUGAAAUGAAAUGAAAACAUAAGAUGGAUUUAAACGGACCUUGAUAAAUGGAACAAGAACUGAAUUACGAAACCAUUUAAUAUGGAAUAGACAUUACCGAGUUACAUUAUCAGGCAUUCUUUAUUUUGCAUUUUUUUCUUUGAGAUGAUCCCACUGCACCUGAUGGUUUAAGUGAAGGUCGAAUAGAAUGUCCACUAACAAGAUAUGAUUACCCCUCCACCAUCGACACAAUUAUGCCGGCCUGUUUGAAUUGGAUAUAUAGAGGCUAAUGAACGCGAUAUCCAUACUUACGUAGGCCACUAUGGCGAGAUUUAACACCUUGUGUAUCGUGAAAAAAAUUGGAUAAAACUAUAACGUUUUUUAUUCUUUCCAAGACUUUCAAAGAAUCAAAUGUGGGUAAUGUUGUUAUAUAUGCUUUUAGCCAAAAUGAUGGUCCAUCUAGCUUUUUUACUUUGUUAGCUAGAGACUAAUGCUACUCUGAUAAUCUAGCCUUCAGUUUAUCAGAUAACAACUUUCUUAUGUUUGAAUUUAUUUUGAUUUUGUCGUAUCGCUUACCAUCGGGCAAACACACACAUGUCAUUUAAAACAAUAAAAAAAAAACAUAUUUGUGUCGACUGUCGAAGGGUAAUUAUGUAUCAUCAGUCAACAUUCUAUUGGACACUUACGAUCAGAUCCAGUGGGAAUACUUUGAUGCGCUCGAAUAUAAAAAAAGUAUAGGAAUGACAUUUACUUACUAGCCGUCAGAUUAGCCGGAUAUGUCUUUCCUAUAAUUUUUUUAAAUUUCUAUUAUCGUUAACCACGUAGAUAUAUCUUGGCUAUGACCUCUAUGUUCACAAUCCACACGUCGCGUCGUUUUAAAUAAAUCACUCUACGUAUUUACUUAAUUCAGUAAACUCUAUGCUUUAUAUUAUUUUUUGAUGUUACAAUGCAUAUACUUUUGUUAUUUUAGGCUUAAUUAUAUGGAUACU